Messenger RNA from Dibothriocephalus latus, 336 nucleotides. The record is from the annotation of a GenBank genome assembly. NCBI's taxonomy places the organism in Eukaryota, Metazoa, Platyhelminthes, Cestoda, Diphyllobothriidea, Diphyllobothriidae.
GACUUCGAGUUGGUUAUUGGCAACUGGGACACAGGUGACCUGGCCGACACCACACCGACGAACGGCACCGUGUUGGUUCUCAAGUAUGGCAAGGUGUGGUUGAAAUGCUGCAACCUGAACAUGGUCACCUGCGUAUCAGCCGGACGACUCUGUAGCCGCGAUAAGAGUCUCAUUGUAGCUUUAUGUGCCGACUCCCACUGCUACCUCUUUGAUGCCACCAAAAAAUCCUUCAUAGAGAACGGGGCAAAAUCGGAUGAACCAGGUCUCAUGCGUCCUUCUUAUCAUCAGAAACUCGCCUUUAACGCGAAAGACGUGAGGAUAGUUGAUGGCGGUUAG